UUCGUGUCAUUUCCUUUCUGUCUUCUCUCUCUUGUCUUUACUUUCCGUCCCCUUUCCAUUUCUUUCUCUUCAAUCAUCAAAUUUUCCUUCCUCAUCUCUUUCUUUCUUUAUCUCUUCGGCAUUUCCCCGAACAGGAGCUAUGAUUCGGCUGUUUAAAGUUAAAGAAAAGCAGAAAGAACUUGCUGAAAAUGCAAAUGGUGGAGCACCUAUCAAAAAACAAACUGCAGGGGAGUUGCGUUUACACAAAGACAUUUCGGAGCUGAACCUACCAAAAUCUUGUACCAUAACAUUUCCUAAUGGAAAGGAUGACCUGAUGAACUUUGAGGUUUCAAUUCGACCUGAUGAAGGAUAUUAUUUCGGUGGCACAUUUUUGUUCUCAUUCCAAGUUUCUCCUAUCUAUCCGCAUGAGGCACCAAAAGUUAAGUGCAAGACAAAGGUCUACCAUCCAAAUAUUGACUUGGAAGGAAAUGUUUGCCUUAAUAUCUUACGUGAAGACUGGAAACCUGUGCUCAAUAUAAACACCAUAAUCUAUGGACUAUAUCAUCUUUUCACGGAACCAAAUUACGAGGAUCCCCUCAAUCAUGAUGCUGCUGCAGUGUUGAGGGAUAAUCCAAAGAUGUUUGAAUCUAAUGUGAGAAGGGCCAUGUCUGGUGGGUAUGUGGGGCAAUCCUUUUUUCCCCGAUGUAUCUAGCUUUUGCAAGGUAGUUGAAAAUGCCUAUGCACAAUGUCAUCAACACAAUUGAGUUUCCAUGGGUUGUAUAAUUUGUCUGCAAAUUACCCUUUGUCACCCCCUUUGAUUUUCUCAGUGGAGCUCAGGGAAUUAUUUCCUAAGAGACCGACUGAAAUUCCAUCUAUAUUUUACUCCAGCUUUCCUAAUGCUAUUGUAUGUUUCUGCUGGCAUAUAUUGUCUUAAUGUGGAACUAGGAUAGACUCAAUUUUAUGCACUGGCUUAGAAUAUAACAUUCUUCCUUUGUGCC
Messenger RNA from Durio zibethinus, 977 nucleotides. RefSeq names its product NEDD8-conjugating enzyme Ubc12-like. Lineage: Eukaryota; Viridiplantae; Streptophyta; Magnoliopsida; Malvales; Malvaceae. The record is from RefSeq and is a predicted model, not a curated record.